Molecule: messenger RNA, 1587 nt
Organism: Physella acuta
Lineage: Eukaryota; Metazoa; Mollusca; Gastropoda; Physidae
Biological process (GO): G protein-coupled receptor signaling pathway
Cellular component (GO): plasma membrane
Molecular function (GO): G protein-coupled receptor activity
Source: RefSeq, a predicted model, not a curated record
AGACUUGUUCUCAGAAUGGAGUGCAACGUGUCCACAAAUCCUAACGUGUCCAGAAACUACACAGAUGACGAAAGAACAUGCUAUCUAGCACAUCUCCAACUCUACUCCACCUACACCAUGAUACCCGCCAUCAUUUUUCUGGGUGUUCUCUGCGUCGUUGGAAUCAUCGGGAAUUCCAUCGUCCUCUUUGUUUACUCACAGAGGUUCAGGAGUACAGCCUCUGGUACCUUCAUCAUGGCGAUAGCUGUCUUUGACUUGAUGGCUAACAUAAUGCUCAUUCCAGGUGACAUUCACAGUAUGUUUCAUCACUGGGACUUUGACAUGGUUUACCCUUGCAAGUUACGUCUGUAUGGACAUGCAGUAACCCACGGGGCAUCGUCAUUAUUCCUCGCGGCCUUGGCAGUGACCAGGUAUCGAAAAAUUUGCAAACCAUUUUGCAAUCAAGUGACUGUAAAACAAGCAAGAAUUACUUGCAUUGGGCUCACUUUCUUAGCAAUAGUCCUUUCUAUUUUAUACUUUAUAAUCCAAGGCAUACAGAAGAAGAAAACGCCGAAUCCAAACAUUUUUGGCUACGUCUGUUACGUUGACGAUAAAUUUAACGGAACUGCAUUGCAUAAAAUAAACACAACUCUUUUUGUGUUAUUUUUUAUAACUGUAUCUAGCCUCCUUGUUGUGUUGUAUGUAAAGAUUUGGUUUAGAGCGAAACGGCAUCAUAACCGUAAACCAAGCACACACGCAAGGGGAGUUUCUGAACAGGAAACGGAAAUGACAAGUUUUGCAGAUGUAUCUUUCGAACCGACAUCCAACACAUUCACGAAUACAGCCUCAACUUUGGAAAGCGUCAAUGGAGCAAUACAAGCAGGUAAAAACAUCAAAAUACACGAACCAUCGACGUCAUUAUCAAGUAAGCUUCUUGAAUUUAAAAGAAGGAAACGAAAUACAAUGCUAAUUUCAAGUUUUCGUACUGUUAAGGAAUUAUCCAAGUACCAACACAGGGACCCUGAAAAUAUCGAACCUGAACAAAGGGAUAGGGCUAACUCUAUUAGAAACAAAGCACUAUCUAAAAGUUGUGAGUGCGUUGAUUUUAUCCCUUCUGCAGGCAACCCAUCGCCCCAUCAAACUAGCUACACAUCCAUAUUAAAGAAAUCAGCGAGUUCUGCUAACCAUUUCGCAAGCGACCUCCAGAUUUUUAAGUCUUAUGAAAAAGUCGAAACAACUAGACUAAAAAGAUCAGUUACUCUGAGUACCUUUGAUAUCAACAAAAGUUUCAGCGCGGAAAAUAAAAGUUUAAAGAUAAAAACCAAAAGACCAAAAAGACGUCGAGGUUCAGGAAGGAUCACUUGUAUGCUGGUGACCAUCAGUUCUAUCUACAUUUUAAGCUUACUCCCCUUUAUGGUGUUCAACGCUAUAAAAACAGUCGCUCCGGAAUUUCCCGAAUCCAUGAACUUUCACGUACAGAGCUUGUAUCACUUUUUGUUUAGAUCGUAUUUGAUCAACACGGCUGUCAACCCCAUUGUGUAUAGUUUUUGUGAUGUCAAGUUUAGAAAGGAAUGUCUGAGUCAAUUUAGAAGCCUAACUUGUCAUUAA